AUGGAAAGAGUUAGACCAAGAGCAACAAAAUUAACUGAUUAUCAUAAAAAGGAAAGAUUAAAAUUUUGUGGUCGUAAUCCAAAACAUCAUAGACGAUGGGUGUUUGAUAGUGAAGAAUUGGAUUUAUGGGAGGUCAAAAAAUUUUCAAAAGGUUUACAUGUUUAUGGUGGUAUGACAAGUAAAGCAUUAACACCAUUGAUUUUUAUUAAUGGAAACAUUAAUGGUGAAAGAUAUGUAAAUGAGAUUUUACCUAUUUUAACUGAUGUGCAAGGAAGAACAAAAGAAACUAAUGAUAUUACAACAACAAUAUUAUUUGAUGAUAAUGAAGACUGGAUAUUCGAGCAAAAUCAUGCAACAUGUCAUGAUACUAAUAUUGUUCAAGAAUAUUUAACUCAAAAUGUUUCUGAUUUUUUUUGGUAA
Rotaria sp. Silwood2 is the source of this 420-nucleotide messenger RNA. The record is from the annotation of a GenBank genome assembly. Lineage: Eukaryota; Metazoa; Rotifera; Eurotatoria; Philodinida; Philodinidae.